AUGCCUAUAAGCGGAUGCACGAACGGUGUGGUGGCCACGGUUCUGGUGGCCUUAUUAUUUUUACCAGUCCAGUAUUACAUCCCGGAUUUCUACGCAAGUGAACCAGAACCCGUGCUCGUAGCUCCGUCACCAUAUAAGUUUUCUUGGCAUCAGCUUGAAGAUUACCCGCUAUUUGACACCGUUGUUGCUGUCACACUUGUGUUGCUGGCCUUUUUAAUAUAUAUUUGUGAUUGGAUUCAAAGGAAACUUUUAGAAAGAAGAAUUAUUAAGUUGAACCAACAUCUAGGAGAGAGCAUGGACAGGCUGCGUGCCUGGGAUGCACGCCAGGAGCAAUUGGAGACGACACUGCACACUGUCCAGAAUGCAACCGCUGAAUAUAGUUUGCUCAUGUACCUCAUGCUUCGCAAGCAUCGCUGCCUGGGGCCCCACAAAGGUUCGCCUGCGAACUGCCUCUUUGAUAAAGAGUUGGACAAUAUACAUUUCCUAAGAAGUAACAUGCUCGAAGUGUAG
Messenger RNA from Parnassius mnemosyne (clouded apollo), 510 nucleotides. The record is from the annotation of a GenBank genome assembly. Lineage: Eukaryota; Metazoa; Arthropoda; Insecta; Lepidoptera; Papilionidae.